UCGAUAAUUUCUAUUCCAGCUCUAGGUCGAGUGUAUGUGUGUGCAUGAGUGUGGGAAUUUAUUAAACAAAAACGAAACGCGGACAAACUGUAUUUAUGUAAUAAACGCAACGCCGCAGCGCCAAAGAGUUAUGAACGGUCCACGGCAAGAACGGACUUCUUAGGCAAACGCAUCUCCCAACCGACAAAAGUGCUAUAGCUCAAUCAAUUGGUUCCGUUUUGCUCAAAACCAAAAACAAAGUUUAUUCUCAAUCGCUUCGAUAGUGAGUUGUUGUUGUUGUUGUCGCUCUUUUGCCGAAAAGUAAAAUUAAAAAACAACGCACACACACACACGCUUACAAGACAACAAAAAAGAAGAAGAGCCGACGCCAGCUAUAAAAAGCAAAAAAGGUGAAAAUAAAUCGUCCCCACAAAAAGGGGACAGCAAAACUAAUCGACAAAUAAUUAGUGGAGCCCCAAAAAAGACCGCGAAAAACUAGAGGAACUCUUUUUCCACAAAAAAAAAAACUGAAGCCUUGUUAUCGAUUUUAUUUGAGGGUGUGUGUGUGUAGCGCACCCGCGUGCGUUUGUGUGCGGGUGAGUGCGUGUGUGUUGCCCACCGCGUUAUCAAAAACAACAACAAUUGGUGGCAAAGUAACAUCUAAAAAGGAAGAAAGGCAAGAAGAAGAAAGAAUCUUUUUUAGCCGGUUGCAAUUCGCUCCAUCUCGCUCGCACCGCGGUCAACCGCGGAUCGUGGCCGAUUUAUCGAAUUAAUCGCCCAAAAAGAACCAUAGAUUUCAUUGAUUUCAAAUGAUUUCGCUGCUGCAAAUGAAAUUCCAUGCGCUUUUGUUGUUGCUAUCAAAAGUCUGGACAUGCAUCUGUUUCAUGUUCAAUCGCCAAGUGCGAGCUUUUAUACAGUAUCAACCGGUUAAAUAUGAACUCUUCCCGCUGUCACCCGUCUCGCGGCACCGCUUGAGCCUGGUGCAGCGAAAGACCCUCGUUUUGGACCUGGACGAAACGCUCAUCCACUCCCACCACAAUGCGAUGCCUCGGAAUACGGUAAAGCCGGGAACGCCGCACGAUUUCACCGUGAAAGUAACCAUCGAUCGGAAUCCAGUGCGCUUCUUCGUACACAAGCGACCACAUGUGGACUACUUUCUGGAUGUGGUCUCACAGUGGUACGACCUUGUAAUAUUCACGGCCAGCAUGGAGAUUUACGGAGCGGCGGUGGCGGACAAGCUGGAUAAUGGCCGGAACAUACUCCGGAGACGAUACUACAGACAACACUGCACUCCCGACUACGGAUCCUAUACCAAAGACCUGUCGGCUAUCUGCAGUGACCUAAAUAGGAUAUUCAUCAUUGACAAUUCGCCGGGGGCCUAUCGCUGUUUCCCCAACAAUGCCAUACCUAUUAAGAGUUGGUUCUCGGAUCCAAUGGACACGGCGUUGCUGUCGCUGCUGCCCAUGCUGGAUGCGCUGAGGUUCACGAACGACGUGAGGUCGGUGCUGUCGAGGAACUUGCACCUGCACCGCCUCUGGUAGCAGGUGGGCCGCCUGUCGCUAGUGUAGUCUAUCUAUUUAGGAGGAGCAACCUAAGCCAGCGAUGUGGGGAUGAUACCUUCUGAAAUUAACAACAAAAUGGUGGUGCUGUGACACAUUAACGAAUUUUUUUCAUUUUUAUUAUUUACCAUUCAUUCAAAAGUUGUGAAGAGAAACAGAGAAUAGAUAAUGUGGAUAAGAGAUUUGGAAAUCUGGAAAUCAAUGGUUUUAUUUUCCUUUUGUGUAUUAAGAUUGCAGUUUUUAUAACAAUUUAAUUAUAAAUGCAUAUUUGUCCAUAUAUGUAGACCAGCUAUUUUUUAUUAUUUUUUUUUUGAGAAUAUUUUUUGUUUGUUUUUCUUGUGUGCAUUUUGAUAAAAAAUAUCAAAUGAAAACUCUUGAACACAGUAUAGAUAUGAAAGCGAAGAUGAGCAGAAAGUGAAGUAACAACAUUAAGAACAAAUUUGUCAAGUUAUAUAUAUCAUAUUAUUAUAAAUUAAAUCUAAGGCCACUUACAACAAGAGUCUUGUACUUUCUAUACCAUGAUUACAAUUAAUUAUUAUAAAACGGAACUUGUUUAUUAUGAAGAUAGCGAGAUGAAGCAAAAUAUUUAUAAUUAUACAAAUUAGUUGAUUACGAAA
Molecule: messenger RNA, 2155 nt
Organism: Drosophila ficusphila
Lineage: Eukaryota; Metazoa; Arthropoda; Insecta; Diptera; Drosophilidae
Gene: Dd
Product: CTD nuclear envelope phosphatase 1 homolog
Exons: 4
Coding region: 789-1520 (243 amino acids)
Molecular function (GO): protein serine/threonine phosphatase activity
Source: RefSeq, a predicted model, not a curated record